AUGGGCUUGCCGGAAACGCAAGAGGAGGUUCAGACAAUUGAUGCAGACCACAUGCAGAUGGCAAGGUGCAGCAAUAAGAAAGACCACCAGUAUACAAGGAUCUACAGUGUCAUCGAAAGUUUUAUCACUGAGGGCCUUCAAAGGAGUGUUCCUCGAAGUAUUCGCCAAGGCAUCAUUAGUAAAUCCCUUUAUCAUAUUCCGCAUCUUAGAAAUGAACAUUUUGGUGGUCGAGACCAAAUUCUAGAAGAAAUCGAAAACCACUUUUUCGUCAAAAAACGCAAGAAAUUGGCAGUUCUUGGUCUGGGGGGUGUCGGGAAAACACAAGUGGCCCUAGAGUUUGCGUACCGGGUACGAGACCACAGGCCUGAGUAUUCAGUCUUCUGGGUGCUAGCACAGAGCCAAGCAACUUUCGAGCAAUCGUAUGCGGGCUUGGCCAAGCUGCUUCAGAUUUCCGGUGAAGAGGACCAGAAAAUGCUGGUAAAGAAACAUCUCAGCUCCGAGAAUGCUGGGAAGUGGCUUCUGAUCGUUGAUAAUGCGGACGAUCACGAAGCAACAUUUCAAUCGAACGAUUCAACUGGUAUGAUCAAACACCUACCUCAAAAUGAUUAUGGCUUAACCCUCUUUACCACACGGUUGAGAGAAGUAGCCGUGGACGUAGCGAUAAACAAUGUGGUCGACCUCGGAGAAAUGAACCCCGAAGAGGCAAAAAGCCUCUUCAGAUCAUAUAAGAAAGCAGAUCAGCCGGAUCAAGACCAAAACGAAACGACAAUUGACGAACUGGUUAAGGAACUUACGUAUCUCCCCCUUGCCAUCGUACAGGCCGCUUCAUAUAUGAAUAAGAAUAUGAUGUCAGUCGAGAAGUACCUUAGCCUGUUACGGGGUGAAGAACGGAACGUCGUCAACCUAAUGGACCGGGCUUUCUACGAUGAUAUCCUAGAUAUGCCCCGAGCAGUUAUAAAGACGUGGACUGUUUCUUUCGAACAAAUUCGGAAGUGCGAUCGCAUCGCAGCAGAUAUGUUCUCGUUUAUGGCUUGCCUCGAUCCGAAAGCUAUCCCACAAUCGCUUUUACCUGCCCAACAGUCGGAAGUAGACUUCGAACAUGCAAUUGGUACACUUUUAGGGUACGCAUUCAUAACUCGACAAGAGAACGGUUCUAUGUUUGAUAUGCAUAGGUUAGUACAUAUAGCGAUACGAGCAUGGUUGCAGGACCAUGACCUAAAACGGAUAAGAACCGACGCGAUUAUCGAUCUUUCGUCGAUUUUGUUGUUCUAUAACCUAACGGACCAUAAGGUGUGGAGAGAAUAUAUGCCACAUACUUUACGUUUGCUUGAAGAAGGCAAAGAUUACCAAAUAAGGGAGAUAUAUGAAUUAUCUUGCAACGUUGGAAGGUAUCUCUAUGGUGCUAGACGAUUUAGAGAAGCAAGCAAAGUAUUAAGUGAAGCUUUAACGCGGAGAAAAGAACACAACUUUCAAGAAAACACCCUACUAUUCCCAUUAGAGAGCUAUUUGGCAGAUUCAUAUCUUCACAUAAGACGGGAUCAGGACGCGAUUAAGUUAUUGGAACCCGUGGUAGUUGUUGAGGAUGAGAGCCCCGUUCAACUGCAGAUGCAAUUCACGUUAGCAGGAGCAUACGCGAGCUCUGAACAGGCUGAACAGGCUGAGAAGGCGGUCAAGAUACUUAAGCGUUUGUUCGUCAUCUAUGGGAAGUUCCCAGAAGACGACCCCCAUCGAUUAGCAGUAACACAUCAGCUAGCAUUAGCAUUCAGUGUCAAUGGCCAAUUGGAGGAUGCGAUUGAUAUGUUUAAGCAUAUUAUAUCCAUCGGGAGAGAAGUUUGGGGGAAGGAGCACAUCAACCUACUAACAACAGAGCAAGGGCUAGCAGCGGCAUAUUAUAGAAACAGCCAAUUUGAGGAAACGGUCAGCAUAUUUGAGCGCAUUAUACCUAUUAUGAAGAAAAACUUGGCGGAAGACGAUGAUUUUUACCUUACGUCACAAAAUUGGUGUGCCAACGCAUAUCGUAAGACUAAGCGGUUUAAGGAAGCGAUCGAGUUAUAUGAGCAUAUUAGAACCAUUCAAAAGAAGACCUUGGCGGAAGACAACAAACAUUUACUCAUCACGGAACAUAACUUAGCAGUCGCCUACGUGAAUAAUGGACAGCUUGAAGAAGGAAUUAAUUUGCUUAAGCAUGUUGUCAUUAUUAGAAAGGUAACAUUGCCUGAAGAUGACAAAUUUCGACUACAAUCAGAACGAUGCCUGGCAGAUGCAUAUAUCAUUUCCGGCGAGAUUGAGAAUGCAAUCGAGAUGCUUGAGCGCGUUGUUGCGAUAUUAUCAACCACAGUUAAUGGAGAUGACGAUGAGCUGAUUUACUCACGAGAACUACUCGACAAGGCAUAUGAUGCGCGUUGA
This is a messenger RNA of Daldinia childiae, 2406 nucleotides long. RefSeq lists its product as uncharacterized. Lineage: Eukaryota; Fungi; Ascomycota; Sordariomycetes; Xylariales; Hypoxylaceae. The record is from RefSeq and is a predicted model, not a curated record. The coding region runs from base 1 to 2406 and encodes 801 amino acids. Gene Ontology annotation, molecular function: ADP binding; protein binding. The transcript is spliced from 2 exons.